Molecule: messenger RNA, 1899 nt
Organism: Metopolophium dirhodum (rose-grain aphid)
Lineage: Eukaryota; Metazoa; Arthropoda; Insecta; Hemiptera; Aphididae
Exons: 4
Coding region: 675-1595 (306 amino acids)
Molecular function (GO): zinc ion binding
Source: RefSeq, a predicted model, not a curated record
AAAUUUAACUACUGGUAAAUAUAAAUUUUUAUUUCUAAGUUAAAAGUAUUAGGUUUGUGCAAUUUGUUAACUAUGCCUACCAUACAGAAUAAAUAAGUUGUUACUGUUGCGGCCCACCUCGCAGUUUAGUCGUGGUACCCGGAGUCAGUUGAGGCGAAACAACCAGAGUGCGCGUGCGUUUAUGUGCGUCGCCACAAUAGUACAAUACCACAGAAUAAUUAUUCUGUGACAAUACUAUCUAUACUCAAUGAUAAUAUUGUAUAAUGUAUAUCUGUGAUUAUGUAUGAAUGAUUAUAGAUAUAAGAAAUCAAGAAAUGAGUAGUAUGACUAUAGCGAGCGAAGCGAGUUUUUUUUUUAGUGUACGAGAAUUGAAGUUAAAAUACGAGAAUUUUGGGAAGCUUGAUACGAGAUUUUAGCCAUAGGUAUCUGGCAACACUGCGGCGGUCAUUGUAAGAACGGCCCUAACAUAUAUAUCUUAGUCCGUGCUGUAUACCUAUUUUGUUAAAUCGUGCUUGAACCACAGAACCUUGAACUGACGCGCACGCCGACACCGGAUUUCGCGCCAAAUGACGGCCAAUGGACUGUGACAGAUCUGUGGUUAUAUUGUAAUCUGUAAUCUGUAUCCUGUAUUAAUCCAAAGGUUUUCUCAACUACUAAUUAAAAAUAUUAUCGAAAUGGCGUCAAAUGAAGCAGAAGACGAAAAUAUAAGAACACUCAACUAUGACGAGUUGGAUGUGUAUAGUAAACUAGAAGUUAAACUUAAAGCACGUAAUAAAAUUACAUGCCGCAAAGAAAUUACCCUGCCCUGCGCACAUGUGGAAGACACUGACCUUUCAGAUGUUUUGGAAGCUAGUAAUAUUCCUUCAGUUAGACCCAAUAAACGUUUGGAGGAUAAUGCACGAGCAAUUGGUACAUUAAUGGAUAAUAUUCGCAAACUGAAACGCACUUCAGAAAUGGAAAUGGAUUUUGCUAUCGAUCAAGGAAGAAAUGACAAUGAUGACAUCAGUCAAACACUUGCACGACUUCGACAGCAGUCAGAAAAACUUUUUAAAAACAUUAUACAUACUCAAGUUGCUUUUAAUGAAUGUUUAAGUUUGACGGACAGUUUAGAAAACAAGGAGCAUGUAAAAAACCACUUAAAGUUAAUUGAAAAAACUUGUAAAUUUGAUAGAGGAGUAGAAUCAGUCAUUAGUUGUAACAAAGACAAGUUAGAAAAACAUAUUGACAAAAACUUGAAAAUUGAAAAUGUCGAGGAAUUUAAAAAUGCAUAUAGUGAAUUGGCCCAAGGGAUAGUAACUAAAACUUAUGACACCAGUGUGAAAACAUAUAAAAACCAUGAACAUUUAUUAGCAAUUAAACAAUUCAAUGAACCCAAUGAAGGAUUAAUUGCAGAAGAGUUGGUAGAAGGGAAGUUAGAUCCAUAUACAAGACAACCAAUUACCAAACCAGUAUGCAACAAAGUUUGCAAACAUAUAUAUGAUUUAGAAUCAGUUAAUCAAAUGUUCCAGAGUAAAAUGUUUGUAUCUUGUCCGUAUAUUGGAUGUACAAAUAAACGUUUUACAAAAGCUGAUCUGAAUCUUUCCGAGAUUAAUUAAUGAAUUAUUAUUCGUUUAACUGAAAAAAGGAACUGUAAUUUUUUUAUUUUCUAUUAAGAAAUACUUUUUGUGUUAUUUGUAUAAAUUAAUUGAUGUAAAAAAGAAGUUGAAUUGAGACUAAGUCACUCAGGAUUACCAUGAUAAUAGUUAAUCACUAUUAUUUUGUAUACUUACAUUUAUUAUUUAUAUAUACCUAAUUAAAGAAAAUUGAAUUAUAUAACAAUCACAAUAAGAGUACAUCUCAUAAAUGUAAAGUAUAUAAUAUUAUAUAUUAUUUUCAUUUUAUAAAAGGACAUUUUUUUUU